This is a messenger RNA of Cyclopterus lumpus (lumpfish), 2395 nucleotides long. It is a transcript of the gene tdh2, whose product is annotated as L-threonine dehydrogenase 2. The record is from RefSeq and is a predicted model, not a curated record. Gene Ontology annotation, molecular function: L-threonine 3-dehydrogenase activity. Bases 446 to 1573 code for a protein of 375 amino acids. Lineage: Eukaryota; Metazoa; Chordata; Actinopteri; Perciformes; Cyclopteridae. Gene Ontology annotation, biological process: L-threonine catabolic process. The transcript is spliced from 8 exons.
GCAAGUCAGCAUGUUUCACACACGGAGCUUUGCAAGCUGGAGACUGUAGUCCUGUUCAGCCAAGAGCCACAAGCCCGGGUGACUACACCACGUGGACAAGGACCACAUAGUCCAGCAUGACUUUCUACUCCUGCUUAUUUAUCCUGUGGUUACUGGGUGAACUGAGGCGGCGACCAAUCGGAUGGUAAUCUUUUAAAUCUGACACUUAAUUAGUCAUCUAGUUCAGAGGAACAGUUUCGGAUUUACUAAAUUGCACCUGCUGGUUUUGGACCAAUAAUCUGGGAUUGUCUGGGAUUUGUCAGCGCCACAGGUACAAAAAUUCAAUUCUGUGCCCUACUUAAUUCAUUUGUCUGUAAUGUUAUUUUAACACAACUUGUAUAUGCCCCAAUGAUCAUCAACAAAAUGAAGAUGUUCAUCUUUGCUAUUCUAAGGACUGCUACUGGACAUGCAACCGGGGGUCUGUAUGCCCACUGCAGCUGCGCUCGGCCUGUUUUGCCGAGGUUGUCUCAGCAGGGCACGAAGUUUUCCCGGUGGCGGCCUGAGCUGUUUGCCCAGGCAGAUGAGCACAUGGAACAGCCUGGAGACCUGCAGCACCUCACCUACUCAGGAAAAGCCCUGUAUCCUCAUUACAGGUGGCCUCGGGCAGUUAGGUGUGGGACUGGCACAGAAACUGAGGAAACAGUACGGAACCGAGAAUGUGAUCCUGUCAGACAUCAAGAAGCCUUCCCCUCAUGUGUUCAACAGUGGUCCAUUUGUGUACGCUGAUGUGUUGGACUACAAACAUCUCAGAGAGCUGAUCGUAAAUUAUCGGGUCACUUGGCUGAUUCACUACAGCGCUCUGCUUAGUGCUGUGGGCGAAGCUAAUGUGGCUCUGGCACGCCAGAUCAACAUCACAGGCCUUCAUAAUGUGCUGGACUUGGCCCUGGAGAACUCCCUGCGCCUCUUUGUCCCCAGCACCAUUGGAGCGUUCGGUCCCUCUUCCCCGCGUGACCCGGCCCCUGACCUCUGUGUCCAAAGACCUCGAACCAUCUAUGGCGUGUCCAAAGUGCACGGAGAACUGAUGGGGGAGUAUCUCUAUCAUAAAUAUGGUCUGGACUUCCGCUGCCUACGGUACCCAGGUGUGAUAUCAGUCAGCACCCCGCCCGGAGGAGGAACAACAGACUAUGCCGUUCAAAUCUUCCACGAUGCCCUCAGCACGGGUCACCACGAGUGCUACCUGCGUCCCGACACCCGCCUUCCCAUGAUGCAUAUCUCUGACUGCCAUCGUGCCACCAUAGAGUUCAUGCAGGCUCCCGAGAGCCAGCUGUCUCUGCGUACCUACAACAUCGCCGCCAUGAGCUUCACUCCAGAAGAGGUGGCGCAAGAAAUCCGCAAGCAUGUCCCUCACCUCAAGGUCACCUACAAUCCUGACUCAGUCCGCCAGAACAUCGACAGCUGGCCCGUGAGGUUUGAUGACACCAAUGCCAGGAGAGAUUGGGGCUGGGCAUCAGCCUUCCGACUCGAGGAGCUGGUGUCAGACAUGCUGCGCUCCAUUCGAGACAAGAGGACAACUGAGGGUUUGCCAGUCAGUUAGCGAAAACACUGCUCAACAAAGACUGCAACGCCUUGAUCAUGACUUUAUCUUCAGCCUGCAUUUACCAACGACACACUUACUUUCACUUCACUUUCAAAUGUUGUCAACCAGUAUCCUCCGUUACUCUGGGAUACUACAGCAAUGACCCAGGGACUGUUUAUAAAGUUAAGUAGGAAUCCUCAGUGAGAGGCUCUCAAUAUACAGUGAACAGUGAGAUGUCACACACACACACACACACACAUGCACUCAAAACACACACACACCCACAUCUCAGUCUUUUUCUGGGAAUAAGAUAUUGUCAAACUUCCCCUUAAUCUUUGUCGUUUUUAAUUGUGAUCAUAUUAGCAUCAUUUAACAUGUUGCCUCAGACAGAACAACAGAGGACUUCAAAGAUUUCCAAAUGUUAUGUGACUCGCAUCAACGGACCCAACAGUCUGUUACAGUGUCUAUGAAAAUGUCUAAUACAAUAUGGACCAGUUGCACAUUUAGAGUAACAAAUCUGUUGUACACUUUGAUUCAAGGACCAUCUGGAAUGGCUAACUCUGGACUGGAAUGACUCACCACGUCUUCUGGCUGUUUUUAAAAGCCAGUCUUUUAUAAUAUAGUCCAUCAAGUGAAUAUCACACACGGUAUAAAACCCCACUACCCUUGCAUCUAACGGGAAACCUUUAUUUUUCCAGCUGUGUGAUUUGAGUUAUGAAUGAGCACCUAUAACAAAUGAAGCCUUAUUUACUGUAGCUUGCUUUCGAAAGCAAUGCAUAAAGAAAUGCAGUGUACUUUGGAAUUAGACCGUGAUUAAUAAAAACAAUGUAUUUAUUCAAA